AUGAUAUAUAUAAUAUUGAUAAAUUUAUAUCUUAUAUUAAAUUAUAUACCAUAUUCAAACUGUAUUACAAAUGGAAGGAUUGUAUUCGACCCGACAACAGCAUCGUCAGUUGCAUUAGUACAAACUUUUCGAAGAUCACGUGCAGUUCGUUCACAUGGCUAUCGAUCAACCAACGAAUGUACCGGUUCGUUGAUAUCUAGUCAAGUGGUUAUCACUGCUGGACACUGCAUAAAAGGCUGGAAAGGCCAUGGACUGCUAGUCAAAUUUUUAAACCGACGAAAAUUGUUAUUAUUCCGACGAGUUAAAGCUAGUCGAGUGUUCCAUCAAACUGCUGGUGUUGAUUUGGCAAUUUUAUUGUUGCAUAAACCAAUUACAGUCUGUGAUCCAGAAGCCAGAUACCCAUUCGAAAUUUUUUUGCUGCCAUUUAAAGGUCUUUACAACUGGACAGAUAAAAGUGUCGAAAAUGCAAAGUGUUCAUUGUUUGGAUUUGGAAAAAACGAAAAAAGUAGACAUUUGGAUUACGAGUUACGCAGUAUGCCUGUUCGUCUGAAAGCCGAGUCACCAAAUUUGACCACAGCGUUAUUGACAAACCAAAAAAUCUGUGAAGUAAAUGAAUAUUCGUAA
This is a messenger RNA of Enterobius vermicularis (human pinworm), 624 nucleotides long. NCBI's taxonomy places the organism in Eukaryota, Metazoa, Nematoda, Chromadorea, Rhabditida, Oxyuridae. The record is from the annotation of a GenBank genome assembly.